Messenger RNA from Brienomyrus brachyistius, 1633 nucleotides. RefSeq names its product twinfilin-1-like. The transcript is spliced from 9 exons. Gene Ontology annotation, biological process: positive regulation of neuron projection development; regulation of lamellipodium assembly; actin filament depolymerization. Gene Ontology annotation, molecular function: actin monomer binding; actin filament binding. The record is from RefSeq and is a predicted model, not a curated record. Gene Ontology annotation, cellular component: cytoplasm; actin filament; myofibril. NCBI's taxonomy places the organism in Eukaryota, Metazoa, Chordata, Actinopteri, Osteoglossiformes, Mormyridae. Bases 133 to 1182 code for a protein of 349 amino acids.
CGUCUGGCGGCGUGGGCGCGGCAGCGGGGUGACGUCACGGCAGAGCCGGGUCGGGUUACUGUAGUCCCAUUUCCCUCUUCCGUCUUCAGCUCCUGUUCAGUAAAGCGGCCGACUCGAAAGGAAAUAAGUACAAUGUCCCAUCAAACAGGCAUUCAAGCUGCUGAGGAGGUGAAGGAGAUUUUCGCAAAGGCGAGGAAUGGCGAUUAUCGGGUCCUGAAGGUUAACAUCGAGGACGAACAACUGGUUCUGGGUGGAACGAAGAAAGCUGGUAAACAGUGGGACCAGGACUACGACUCCUGUGUCCUCCCUCUGCUGGAGGACGGGGUACCGUGCUACGUUCUGUACCGGCUGGACUCCUCCAACAACCAAGGAUACGAGUGGAUCUUCCUGUCCUGGUCUCCCGACCAUUCUGCCGUGCGACAUAAGAUGCUGUAUGCUGCUACCAGGGCUACCGUGAAGAAGGAGUUUGGAGGCGGACACAUUAAAGAUGAGCUGUUCGGUACUGUAAAGGAUGACCUGUCUUUGAGCGGGUAUAAAAAAUACCUGACCUCCCAAGCUGCUCCUCUCCCCCUGACUGCCGCGGAGGAGGAACUGAGACAGAUCAAACUUAACGAGGUGCAGACAGACAUCAGCGUGGACACCAAGCAGCAGACCCUGCAGGGUGUGGCUUUCCCCAUGGACCGGGAAGCUGUUCAUGCUCUGGAGCAGUUCAAGGAGAAGAAGUUCAACUAUGUCCAACUUGAAAUCGAUUUUCAAAGAGAGAGCAUAAAGCUGUCCAGCACGGCUCCCACGGAAGUCAAGGACCUGCCGAAAAGAAUUCCCAAAGAUUCCGCCCGCUACCAUUUCUUCCUGUACAAACAUUCCCACGAGGGAGACUACUUGGAAUCCACAGUCUUCAUGUACUCCAUGCCCGGCUACAAGUGCAGCAUCAAAGAGAGAAUGCUCUACUCCAGCUGCAAGAAUCCGCUAAUCGACAUGGUGGAAACCGGCCUUCACAUCGAAAUAGCGAAGAAGCUGGAGAUUGAAAGCGGCGAUGAGCUGACCAGCGACUUCCUGUAUGAGGAGGUCCAUCCGAAGCAGCAUGCGCACAAGCAAGCCUUCGCCAAACCUAAGGGUCCCGCUGGGAAAAGAGGCGGACGUAGGAUGAUUCGAGGUCCAGGGGAAGGCGAGGACGAAGACUGAUCACCCCUCCAUAAUGGUUCACAUUGGAACAUUCCAAAUAGUGUAAGAAGACAUUUUUGAAAUUAAAGCAACCCCUAUAUUCCCUUUAUGAAAUCCUCAAAGUCCACUUGAGAUUGAUCUAUGCACACAGAUGAUACACUAGGCCUAGUCAAGCGUGAAUUUCUACUUGCAGGUCGCUAUAAGGAACGUACAUAGAAUAAGAUACACGUGAAAUAGAAUAUCAAUGCAUUCAUUGUAGAGCUAAGACAGGAAAUGCCAUAUUUUUAUGGCGGCUUUGAGACGUAACGGGAGCGUUUAUCCUCACGUCAGGCUGCGGGCGGCGCUUUGGGAGCAGCCCUCGACCAAUCUCAUUGUUUUUUUUUCUACAAACGGGACCAUCCUGUUCUUAUGAUAGAUUAAGACUGUAAAUAACCCAGGGGAAAAAAAAACAAAAAUAAAUAACAUAAAAUUA